AUGCCUUCAUUCCCCUUUAGACGUCAUGGGGGAGCCGAACGAUUUGGCCUCACCGGGCCUCUUGACCACUCAGGCAUCCAGCCUGGCCGAACCAUGGCUUCUGUGCUUGGUCGCCACCGCUAUCCAUACGUACAUGCUCCCGGUCCUGGUUUUAGGAGUGCAGAGCACCUCCUCAGGCAACCGCACCCGCAUGCAGGAGCACAUGGUCAUCAACAAAAUGUACCAAUGCAAACACGCCACUGUCUUUUCAACGAGCCACCUAGCCGGCAGCAAUUGGACCCCCGCACCCAAGCACACAUGGCGGCACAUCAGCUCGCGCGUUCACCAGAAUCUUCACUCCGCAGAGUUGUUCCCGGCGGCCACAGAAGCCACCAGCCCCCCGCUUUCAUGCCAAUGUUUACACCAAAGCGUGCCAGGGCCCCUCCACUGGAGCUAGAUAGUAUACCACCCAGGGUACCAAUAGCUGUACGUCAUCGGCGUGAUGGGAGACACCACCGUGACCCCUGGUUCCGCCCUCUCAGGCGAAGACGACUUCAUGAUGCAUCUGAUACCCACACCGAAGCAGGCAGGGCAUCAACGCUCCAUGAAUCAGACUGGUCAUCCGACGACGAGUCUCUCUUGGGUGUCCCAUCUUUCCUAAGGGAAGCGCAUGAUAGGAGACACCGAAGGAGAAAAGGCCGACGACGUGACCGUUCGAAGGAUCGUGAUUUUCCAGGCUCGUCUGAUGAAUCGUUAUCUCUAUUUUACUUGGAAGGUGAGUUUGACGAGCCGUAUCUGUCGGAUAGACGCUGGGAUGGCACGCACUCGUUUGUUCGACGUCGCCCAGAAGAUAUGUACUGGUGGCACAGUAGACGACUCUAG
Messenger RNA from Trichophyton rubrum CBS 118892, 861 nucleotides. RefSeq lists its product as uncharacterized. NCBI's taxonomy places the organism in Eukaryota, Fungi, Ascomycota, Eurotiomycetes, Onygenales, Arthrodermataceae. The transcript has a single exon. The record is from RefSeq and is a predicted model, not a curated record. Bases 1 to 861 code for a protein of 286 amino acids.